GUCAUUAAUCUCGUCCACUGAUCAUUUCAGAUCCCCCGUCGUUCUUUUCUUUUUCAACGUUACCCCUCGCCCAAACCACAAUGCUCCCCCUCAUUAUACUAGGCGGCCUCGCCAUCAUCGCGUCUGCACAAGUCCCUUUCGGACUUGACCCAAGUUCUUCAAGGAGCUGCCAGUCGCUGAGAAAUUCGUGCAACGCCGCCACGGUUGAUUUCAACAACUUUUACAAUUCUACUGCGUGUGUCCUUUUGACUGUAUGCGAGAGCUCUGUGUUCCGCCCGGACGAGACGCUUAAUUCGGUUGGUGCACCAAAGAGUCAACCGCGCAUGACGGAGAGCGCUUUCCUUGCGAUGACGGACGGUGCACCUGCUAUGACGCAGCAGAAUUAUAUUGACGCGUAUUACAAUGAGAUAUCGGUAACGCCCAACGGGACCUAUCCACAGGACACAUCCGCCGUUAUUGCCCAAUUCAACUACGUCGCCGCUUGGACUGGAUUUUGCGGUGGGGCGAUUCCCUUCAGCAACUUCGCAGACUGGAUCCAAUACUCCUCCACCCCAGGCGUCUGCCCCUCCGUAAUGUCAUGCGACCCCAAAGCAGCAGCAGCGGCCACCCCGUGCGUCCCGCAACCCAUCACGGAUAACGGGUCGUGCCAGCAAAUGGUCAAUCAAUGUCAGCUCUGGGUUACUCAGGGAUUAUUCCAGAACCAGUAUUGCGUCCUUGCGAGCUUUUGUUAUGCGCAAAGCACGACGGAUGUGUUGUUGAGGAAGGAAUACCCUUAUUAUAUCUCAAAAAUCCCGACGAGUUUGAGUGAGGGGCGGUUGUCGUUGGAUGUUUUCAAAGCGAUGACAAAUGGAUCCGCCACGAUGUCCCAGCAAAAUGCAAUCGACGCGUAUUACACUGGAUUGACUGGGACGUGGAUAAGCCUUGGCGGACCAUUCGCCGCUGAGACGCCCUCCAAGACGAACAACAACGGUCCAUAUCCUACCUCCCCGGACUACAUCGUGAAUUUCUGGGGAAUUAUCAGCGCUUGGACGGGGUCUUGCGCGACGAAGGAGAUCCCUUACCAAAACCUUGCUGAUUAUUUGCAGUUUGCUGCGUCGAGUGGGUAUCACCCAACUUGUUAGGUGAUGGGGAAGGGGAAUGUUGUUUCGUUAUAAGUAUCGCAUGGACUUUGUUAUUUUUAUUUAUGUAGAUCGGACAUUUGAUAUUUGUUUGAAGAUGCACAAACUUGCUGCUUU
Molecule: messenger RNA, 1235 nt
Organism: Laccaria bicolor S238N-H82
Lineage: Eukaryota; Fungi; Basidiomycota; Agaricomycetes; Agaricales; Hydnangiaceae
Exons: 7
Coding region: 81-1121 (346 amino acids)
Source: RefSeq, a predicted model, not a curated record